UUUCAGACCUGCCUACCUCUGCCUUCCCAGGCCCUGAGGACAAAAGGGCAGGAGCUGGGGAACCCUGGCGUUCUGCCCACUGCCCCAAGGUCCAGUAAGGGAAAUGGAACUGGGGACUGCCUGGCUCUUGCAGUUGCUGCUUCUGCUGCCGUCCACGACAAAAGGUGAAAAAGAUCUUUGGAUAAGUUCAGGCUGUGGUCAGCCAAUCCUGAAGAAUCAGGUGAAUGAUCGCAUCGUUGGAGGCAGAAAUGCCCGUGAAGGGGCUUGGCCAUGGCAGGCCAGUCUAAGGCAUAACAAGGCCCACAUCUGCGGAGCCACUCUGAUUUCCCAUAGCUGGGUUCUGACAGCUGCCCAUUGCUUUUCCUUGCCUGUCAAGGUGUCCCAGUUCCAGGUAGUCCUCGGGGAACUCCAGCUCUUUUCCACCCCAGGCCAGUCCAUCUCAAGCCCACUGAGCGAGGUGAUCCUGCACCCAGACUACUCGGGUAUAGAUGGCUCGUUGGGGGAUAUCGCCCUCUUGAAGCUGGCCCGGCCUCUCUACUUCUCCCCCUGGAUUCUGCCUGCCUGUCUCCCUGAGGCCGACAACCCUUUUCACACUAAUCUGACCUGCUUUGUGACAGGAUGGGGGAACGUGAAGGAGGGAGUCCAGCUGUCCUCACCAUACACUCUGCAGGAAGCAAAGCUGCCACUGAUUGAUGCCAAGGAGUGUGACAAGAUCCUGAAUUGGCACGAGGUCACCGAUAAAAUGAUCUGUGCUGGCUACAUCAAAGGGGGUGUAGAUGCCUGUCAGGGUGAUUCUGGGGGUCCCUUGGUAUGUCCCUAUCUGGGUUCCUGGUUCCUGGUGGGAAUUGUAAGCUGGGGCAUUGGCUGUGCCCAACCCCAAAAACCAGGUGUCUACACUCUAGUCUCUGCCUAUGGGAACUGGAUCCAAAGUCACGUAUCAGAAGUGCAGCUGGGCUCCUAUAACAUCACAGUCCGAAAUACUGCUGACAGACAGACUCAUGGUCCUCAUCUCAUCAGCCUCCUCCUAGUCGUGUGGAGCUUUGUCAAUCACUACUGAAUUCCUUCUCUACAGUGGCAAUGGCUGGGCAUCCCUUCUAUUUAACUCUGUUGGACCUCCACACCAUCCCCAAGCCCCACCACUCACUUGUAUGUAAAUCUUUUCUUUUCCAAAUCCAUCUCUAAUACCUUCCAUUUCUAAAGGGCCUUUCCUCUAUCAGCCAGCUGAUGCUCCCAACCCAGGGACAGUGUAACCCCUCACAUAGAGACAGCACUUCAGUAUCUAACUCCUCCACCUCGCUCUCAUAAAGAUGCCAGGAAAAAGUUUAACAGUAAGCCUACUGGGCCCCAGCCAGGAACAAGUCCCAGCAGUUGCCUCUCCCCCAAAAGGGUGUUGCAGAAGAGGAGGCGAGCAGCUGUCAAAAGAGUGCAAAGCAAGGAGAGGGGAAGCAGCUAAGUAAGAGGAGGCAGGAAUGCAGCAAGCAAGCCCCUGACCGUCAGCCCCAAAGCCCCAGUGUGAACCCUCCCUUUCCUGGGCUUUAUUUUUUCCUCUGUAAAAUGGGGGCUCAAUAAAUUCAAAGGCACGCCUAAAUCCGAAAUCUUGAGUCUACAAGGGGUUAAACUAGGGCCUCCUUCAGAACACUGAAUAAGAGUAAACAGUGAAUGCCUCCAGUAUCAGUGUCGGUUUUCAUGAGCAAGGGGAGAGGACUGCUGCCUACUUCCUGGCUAGAUGAGCAAGGCUUCCCGGAAUAGGCAGCCUGGGCUGGCUGGGGAGGGGGGAUGGGGGGGAGUGGAAGGGGAGGAGGAGGGAAAGUUCAGAGAAAGGAGCCACUGGAAGAAUGACAGCCCCAGAACCGAUUCGGAAGAAUUGCGUGCCUCUUGAGGGAUACUGAGAAAAAGAAGUCCGAUCCAACGCCCAAGGCGGGGGGAGGGGCCCAGAGACAGGGACAAAACCAAGAGGCAGAAACGAGAAAGCGAUGGGAGGAAAGGAGAAGAGACACUGAAAGAGACGGAGGGAAGAGGGGAGGUCACAUUCUCGAGGUCGUGUUAUUCAUUCCCCAGUCUCAGAUUUCUAGUUAUAUCAUAUCCCACGCCUACAAAUAGGAAGCACUUCUGUCUGACUUCAAUCCCUUCGGUUUAAAAUAAAUAAUUUCUCUUUCCGUCAA
Messenger RNA from Antechinus flavipes (yellow-footed antechinus), 2162 nucleotides. RefSeq names its product elongin-B. The record is from RefSeq and is a predicted model, not a curated record. Gene Ontology annotation, biological process: proteolysis; transcription elongation by RNA polymerase II. The transcript is spliced from 6 exons. NCBI's taxonomy places the organism in Eukaryota, Metazoa, Chordata, Mammalia, Dasyuromorphia, Dasyuridae. Gene Ontology annotation, cellular component: elongin complex; VCB complex. Gene Ontology annotation, molecular function: serine-type endopeptidase activity; protein binding. The coding region runs from base 104 to 1057 and encodes 317 amino acids.